AUGGGCCGUAAGAAAAUACAGAUAUCGCGGAUCACCGACGAACGCAAUCGCCAGGUUACAUUUAACAAGAGAAAAUUUGGCGUAAUGAAAAAAGCAUAUGAACUGAGUGUGUUAUGCGAUUGCGAAAUUGCUCUAAUCAUAUUCAGCAGCUCUAAUAAAUUGUAUCAAUAUGCUAGUACAGAUAUGGAUAAAGUAUUGCUAAAAUAUACAGAGUACAACGAACCUCACGAAUCGCUCACCAACAAGAAUAUCAUCGAACAAUUGAACAAAAAAGAACUUAAAGGUGGUGCCUUGAGCCCUGAAAGCCCAGACGAAAGUUGUGAUGGUACACAAGGACCAUACCAACUUACACCAAGAACUGAAGCAAAAUACAGUAAAAUUGAUGAAGAGUUCCAGCUGUUGAUGCAACAUCAAAGAAUGGCCAGAAAUAAUGUAAGUGCUAACUAUUCACUUCCCACCACUAUGCCUGUAAACAACAUGUAUAAUGACUCUGGGAACUUACAACUGCAACACAAUGCUAGCCCAAGACCUCCAUCUUCGUCUGAUGCUGAUUCUGUUUAUCCCCCUGGUAGUAUGUUGGAAAUGAGUAAUGGAUACCAAGCAUCUUCUUCGCCUGCACUAGUCAACUCACCUUCUUCUCCGGGGCAACUAGUCAUGUCACCAUCGCCUACGCCCAAAGCCUUAAAUGCCUCUAAUAGGGCUACUCCACCGCCUAGACAUCAUUCGCCUAGACCUAAUUUGCGUAUCGUCAUGCCCAAUGCUCCUAGUCAUCACGAAGAUAAUAAUGCAAACUCAAUUAACACGCCAACUGUCUCUCUAAACACACCAGUUGUAGCGCUUCAUACACCUGGAUUGGGUGGAUCUUAUCAUGGUAUUUUUACUGAUCUAACAUCUACUGACAUGGGUCUUUCAUCAGCAUUGAAUUGGUCUAAUCAACUAGCACACAACAGUGGAAUGUCUCAUCUAGGGGUACCAAAUUCAUCACCACCUUCGUCGCCAUCACCAAAUUCCGUCCGCAUUAAAAGCGAGCCUAACUCGCCACCACAUUUACAUCACCAUACGUCUUCAGCAACCUCUGGAACAGCACCUAAUACUGUUGUUUCACAUUCUAUCAGUCAUUUAUCUUUACCACAUGCUCAUACUUCAAUACCGUCCCAUCACUUGUCUGUCACAGAACGUUUUAUACUAGGCGGACAGUUGCCCAGUAAUCAGAGCUUAGUAGAUUCAAGACACGACUUUGAAGGAGGACCACCACCAAAAAGAUUGCGCGACACUUGGCCUACAUGA
This is a messenger RNA of Macrosiphum euphorbiae (potato aphid), 1287 nucleotides long. NCBI's taxonomy places the organism in Eukaryota, Metazoa, Arthropoda, Insecta, Hemiptera, Aphididae. The record is from the annotation of a GenBank genome assembly.